AUAAAUUUACUGACAAUUUUAUUAUAAAUUAGUAAACAUUACAUUGAUUUAGUUAAUAUUAGUUAUGAAUCUUCCGAUAUAUACUGUCGACGCUUUUGCAGUCAAUGGCCAACAAUUUACGGGAAAUGGAGCCGCAGUUUGUAUACUUGAGUCUGAUGACUGUAUAUCGGAUGUCGUCAAACAAAAAAUAGCUUUUGAAAUGAAUUUAAGCGAAACGGCUUAUGUGGCCAAAAGUUGGGACACAAAUUCAAAACUAGAGGACAACCAAACCUAUACAUUAAGAUGGUUUACUCCCCGUACCGAAGUUGAACUAUGUGGUCAUGCUACAUUGGCCAGUGCCAAGGUCAUUUAUGAACAAUUUUAUAAACAUAAUAUAUCUGACACUCAGAUUACUAUUAAAUUUGUCACUAAAUAUAUGGGAACUCUGGCAGCAAUUGUCAAUCCUAUUAACAAUAAAAUAACUUUGGAUUUUCCACUACAAGAUUGCAUACCUAUUGAUAGACAAUCAGACUCAUGGAUUGAUUCAAUUAUUGAAUACACUUUAGGAUCAAAUAUGGAUCCAAAUCUUAUUCAAGAUAUUGAAUAUUCAUCUGAAAUAAAGUAUCUCUUAUUAAGACUUAAAGAUUGUACAGAAUCUGAAAGUCUUAUAACAAAAGUUUCUCCAAAUUUUGAUAAACUUUUAAGUGUGAAGACAAACAAACAGAUAAUCGGUAUAAUUGUCACACAAAAAGGUUAUCACAAUAGAUCUGAGCAUUUCUUUAGUCGAUUUUUUUGUCCCAAUGUUGGUAYUAAUGAAGAUCCGGUGACGGGAUCAGCACAUGCUGUACUCACACCAUAUUGGGUCAGGGAUUACAAUAAAAAUGGACAACAAGUCGAUGAUUUUAUUGCAAAACAAUGUUCACAAAGAGGAGGAUUGCUUUCGUGUAAAAUAGUUGGACAAAGAGUUCAUAUUACUGGAGAAGCAAUAGUUUUUAUGAAUGGAUUUUUGAGUUUAUAAUUUAAUAUCUAAAUUAAAGUUUAUAAUAAUUUUGAAAUAUUGUUAAAUCCAAUUAUUUUUAACUUAUAUGAAUUAAAUAAUUUAAAUAGUAAUUAAAAUAGCAAAAUAAUAUCAU
This is a messenger RNA of Oppia nitens, 1112 nucleotides long. RefSeq names its product phenazine biosynthesis-like domain-containing protein. Gene Ontology annotation, molecular function: isomerase activity. The transcript is spliced from 2 exons. Gene Ontology annotation, cellular component: cytoplasm. Gene Ontology annotation, biological process: biosynthetic process. The record is from RefSeq and is a predicted model, not a curated record. Bases 65 to 997 code for a protein of 310 amino acids. NCBI's taxonomy places the organism in Eukaryota, Metazoa, Arthropoda, Arachnida, Sarcoptiformes, Oppiidae.